UACCUCAGUGUCUCUCAGCGAAUGGUCCGUCUUGUUCUCGCUCUCGCUCGCCUCGCUGGCAACAAUAGUAUUGAUUUUGUUUGUCUCAAAUGUCUUUGUGCCUUCUUUUGUUUUUGGGGGGCAAGCGCACCCCUUUUGUCCGCCUUGUUGUUGUCGCCCAUUCAGCAAAAGAAACUUUUCUACUCGUGCCUUUUCUGUCUCCGUUCACGUUUGCGUUUCUUUUGAAUUCCACAUGGUUUCUGUCGGUCUCACAACUCUUUGUGCCUUUUUCUCUCACUUCUUGUCGUCGCUGGGACCGUCGUGUGUUGAGGGCGGCGGCUGUGCGCCCCGCUCGUUAGUUUCAGCAGUCACACAUCAAAUGGAGAGAUGAGGAUAGGAAACCUUAAGGAAAUCCAUCCAUUCUUUUUCUACACCGCUUCUCCUCACGCAGGUCGCGGGUAUGCUGGAGCCUAUCCCAUCUAUCUUUGGGCGAGAGGCGGGGUACACCCUGAAGUGGUCGCCAGCCAAUCGCAGGGCACAUAUAAACAGACAACCAUUCGCACUCGCAUUCAACCUAGCAUGCAUGUUUUGGGGAUGUGGGAGGAAACCGGAGUACCUAGGGAAAACCCAGGCAGGCAUAGGGAGAACAUGCAAACUCCACACAGGCGAGGCCUCAGAACUGUGUGGUAGAUGUGCUAACCAGUCGCUCACUGUGCCGCCCCAUUAAGAAAAUCAUGACCAAAAAAAAAACUUUCUAAUGAGCAGCCACACACUUCCUUAGCUGACGUUGAGGUCACAUUUAGGUGAACUGGAGUCUAUCCCAACUGACUUUGGGCAGAAGGCAAGCUAAAACCUGGAGUCGUCGCCACCCAACGGCAACGCGCGUAUUGACCAACAAGCGUUCACACACAAAGACAAUUUGUUGAUCUUCAAUGAUGAUAACUUGCAAACGUCUUGUCUUGGGCACGCGGGAUGGAAGAGCCACAAAAUCCGAACGACACACAGGUUGCAACGCUGAAUGUCAGAACUGUCAGGCCCGCCGCACGCUGUGUGAUGUCCUUGAAUCCAGAAAAUCGCAAAGAAAUGACAGUUGGCAACUCGCCCCGAGCACCUGGAUAUAUGGACACCCUGAACUGCACAUGAAGUCUAUAUUUUCAGUGUUGGGAAGAUGACUUUGCAAACAUAGUUGGUUCCAAUUACAAGCAAUCCUGUUGAAAACACAAAAGUAUUUGCAAUUUUGGUAUUUAUGCAUGAAACAUGAAGUGGAUGCACAUGAUUUGGUUUCGCGGGGCCCCCGGGCCACCAGUUUGACACCUGUGCUCUAGUGGGACGCAAAAGAAUCACUGAAUUCACAAAAAAAGACAAUCAAACAUAGAAUGAACAAAAAUGUCAACCAAUGCCAAGGAAAUGAAGGGAGAUACCAUUUAAAGUACAGUUAAGUUGUAUUUAACUUUUAAGUUCAUUUGUAUUUAAGCUUUACGAAUUUUGUCGUGAAACAUUUUGGUAAAUAAAUAGUCUAAUAUAUUUUAACUGAUUACAUUUAAGCGCAGUCUAAAUCUUCAAACUGCAUAAUAAUACAAUGGCUUUGAAUAAUAUUAGUACACUUUUUUUGUGAAAUAAAAAAAUCUGCGUUGGUUUUGAAACUUGAUGGUGCUAGGAGACCUCUGUGUUAAUGUAGCUGGUACUUAGUGUAAAAAUUGUUUCCUGCAUUAUACGGAAGCAUACCGGUAUUGAAAUCCAAAACUUAGGUUUUUUCUCAGUAAUUUGUAUUUUUCUUCUGUUUUUCAGAUAUAUAUAUUUUUUUAAUACUCUAUAUUGUCGAGAGUGACUCCGUGCAGACUCCUACCCGCACAUAUUCACCCUGCCUUCGACUAUAUACCGUACCGCUUCAGAACACAAAAAAAUAUAUAUAUCACGAAAAACGCGGGGGGGGGAAUUACUGCGAAAACAAUUUUUCCGCCAAAAGACAACAGUGAAUGACUUCGAACAAACGGAUUUGUUUUCCGGUGAAUGCAACAGGCUUCUGUAGUUUUCCGAUGAAUGUUGCGUGAUCUUUUUGCUCCAUCGCGUAAACGUGGACGCGCCCGCGCGCGAGACCGAAGAAAUGACGCAGAUGCUGCGCACGCGCGCCGCCUGCCGUCCAUGUUGUGUCGGCGGAGGAGGCUAAGCGCUAACGGCUAGCUUAGCUCGCGUCGUCCUCCUUUUCGCCUUUCUUCUGGGAUCGGCUGCGCGGACAUGUCCUCGGCUCGUCGCCCCGCCAGGCGGCCGCCGAGCACCGAGACCGUCGUCGCGGCUCUUCUCUAAGCUAAGCUAAGCUAGCGUUAGCCCGCGACGAUGAGCGACGAAAUGUCUCCCGACUUCGUGUUGAUGCGUCUCCUCGUCUCGGCGGCCGAGUACGAGCACCUGGAGCACCUGGAGCACCAGCCCGAACACGUCACGUCCGGGAAAGCCGGCCUGGUUCGCGGCGGCUUCGAUGUGGACUCAGGCGGGGCCCCGACAGGCCUGGGCUCGGCCUCCCCGCACUAUGGCUCUCCUCUGCCCGGCAAAGGCGAGCUGGAAGGCGGACUGCUGAUGCCGCAGGCCCUACCCGACUCCGACGACCCCUCGCUGCCGGCGGAGGAGAACUUCGACUUCCCCAGGUCGACCGGGUCGAGGGCACAGUUGAUGGUGUUCCGGAACCGGAUGUUGGACUUUGGCCUGGAGCAGCCCCCUUUGGGGGGAAACGAGACACGGUGGGUGGACUCCUCGGAGUCAGGUUCUGGUUCGGCCGUCGACGCGGACGAGCGGGACCCCUGCUUCGGCCCGUCUCCUGAGGAGAACCGCCAGUGGCGUCCAGAAGGAUCCGAUCCGUCUGGGUCGGUCCUCUGUCACCCACUAGGUAAGUGGUCUCCACUGACCCUGCUGGAUUCCCGGAGCAAUCGUGGUGCCGGUGAUGAGGAACUGGUCCUGGCUCUGAACCCGGGACCAGACCAGGGAGGAUGCAGGGAAGGCAAUGAAAGGGUAGCAGCCCCCCUCCCUCGGUGCUCCUGUCUCCUGUCCUCCGGGUCAGCGGCGCCAGGCGAGGAUCCGAGCGAAACCAGCGACGCCCUGCUGGUCUUGGAAGGGUUGGGGGCGGACGGAGACGUCGGGGAGGGGGGGACGUGUCGGAGAGCGGGGCCCGUGUUCUCCAGCGGGACCCUCAGCGGGCUAAUGCAGCAGGUCCACAGACUGGCAGGGGAGGCGGGGGUCUGCACCCAUCAAACGUGGAGGACCCCCACGGCUAGCUCCCUCCGGGACCGGACCGGCACCUGUCUCCGAGCUGCCCCCCCGUCCCCCGCCCCUGAACCGCAGCGUCGCCCCCAGCACCAGUCCCGUUCCCAACCUCAGAGCCGGGCCACCACCCCCAAAUUGGGCUCGGCCACGGGCGGGCGCUCCGCCUCCCCCCUGGUGGUCCUUGAAGGGGACCCGGGCGGUGACAGGAUGCCCAGGGGCAAGCCCGGGAAAGCGGGGUCCCUGAAGGUGCGCCUCAGUAAACUGUUCCGAACCAAGAGCUCGUGCGGGGGGGCGGGGGGCAUCCUGGACAAGAGGCCGUCCAUCACCUCGUCCACCUUGUCGGCGGGGAGUCUGGUGGACGUGUGGGGGUCCACCUGCGGCAACACGGAGGACGGCGGCAGGCUGCAGACGCCUGCGCUGACGUGCACGCCGCCCUUCACCGGUGAGACGGUCUCCUUGGUGGAUGUGGAGAUCUCUCGGAGGAACUGCCUCCACCCUCCGACUCCUCCACCUCCACCCAGACGGAGCCUCAGUCUGCUCGAUGAUUUGGGGGGUCCCCCUCCACCGCGGGUUCCUUCGUCCGAGCGUGUCGGUGGGGCGUCGAUGCAGUCUCUGCCACCCCGCCCGGUGGGCGAGCCUUCCUCCCUGAGCACCAUCCAGCACAGCCUGAGUCUCAACGACUCAUUCCUGCGGGGGCUGCCCAGGCCCGUCCCCCUGCGGGCCGACGCCCGGCACCCGCCGCCGCACCGCCAGGCGCCCCGCCGCUCCCUCGAGCGCCCCGACGGCGGCAACUUCGCCAGCAGCCUCCGAGAACUGGAAAAGUGCGGCUGGUACUGGGGUCCCAUGACGUGGGAGGACGCCGAGAUGAAGCUGAAGGGCAAAGCCGACGGCUCCUUCCUGGUGCGCGACAGUUCCGAUCCUCGCUACAUCCUCAGCCUGAGCUUCAGGUCGCAGGGCGUCACGCACCACACGCGCAUGGAGCACUAUCGAGGGACGUUCAGUCUGUGGUGUCACCCCAAGUUUGAGGACCGCUGCCAUUCAGUGGUGGAGUUCAUCGAGCGCGCCAUCACGCACUCCAAGAACGGAAAGUUCCUCUACUUCCUGCGCUCCCGAGUGCCAGGUCUGCCACCUACGCCGGUGCAGCUGCUGCAUCCCGUGUCACGCCUGAGCAGAAUCAAGUCCCUGCAGCACCUGUGUCGCUUCUGCAUCCGCCAGCUGGUCCGCGUGGACCACAUCCAGGAGCUGCCGCUGCCCACGCCGCUGAUCGCCUACCUGCGCAAGUUUUACUACUACGACCCCGAGGAGGAGGCUGGCGACACGCAGACGUAGCGAAUCGGCACGCGCUGUCCAAUGAUGAAGUUAAAGCCGGCCAGCCAAUCAGCUCCCUCGCUCUGUGGCGUAUCUGGGUGGCUCCUCUGAGUCUGAUUGGCUGCUGAGGUCAGCGGGAGGAAAAGAACUGCUCGUCUUCUGUCGGCGCCGUCGUGUUUUAGCGAGGACGCUUACCGCGUGGCUCCCUGGAUCCUUCGAAAUAAAAAUUGUUUACAGGACGCCAGCGUGCAGGAAGUUGAUGCGGUCGCAUGUAAAAGAAUCCCAAGCGCCGCCGCCGCCAUCCUGGUGAGUGACAUUCAGGAUGUGGGCGGGGCCCGGGCCCUGACGAUGUCACGGAACUCGUGCUGGGACACACAUCCGUAAUGAUGUCAUCAUUGUGAGAUGUCAAUAAAUGUGGGCGGGGCUCCUCUGCCUGCUUCCCGUU
Molecule: messenger RNA, 4984 nt
Organism: Phycodurus eques (leafy seadragon)
Lineage: Eukaryota; Metazoa; Chordata; Actinopteri; Syngnathiformes; Syngnathidae
Product: suppressor of cytokine signaling 7-like
Exons: 11
Coding region: 2314-4560 (748 amino acids)
Biological process (GO): phosphatidylinositol phosphate biosynthetic process; intracellular signal transduction
Cellular component (GO): phosphatidylinositol 3-kinase complex
Molecular function (GO): 1-phosphatidylinositol-3-kinase regulator activity
Source: RefSeq, a predicted model, not a curated record